This is a messenger RNA of Drosophila rhopaloa, 1760 nucleotides long. It is a transcript of the gene Mppe, whose product is annotated as metallophosphoesterase 1. The record is from RefSeq and is a predicted model, not a curated record. NCBI's taxonomy places the organism in Eukaryota, Metazoa, Arthropoda, Insecta, Diptera, Drosophilidae. Bases 451 to 1524 code for a protein of 357 amino acids. Gene Ontology annotation, biological process: GPI anchor biosynthetic process. Gene Ontology annotation, molecular function: hydrolase activity. The transcript is spliced from 5 exons. Gene Ontology annotation, cellular component: endoplasmic reticulum.
GGCGUUGCCACAUAUCCGCAAUUAAUGCAAGGACGGCAAACAUAAGAUAAAGAUAAUUGCACAAUUACUGGCACCUGCAGCCGGCAAAUGCUGUAACGGAAUUUCCCGCGCCUAAAAGACGAUGGCGCGCAUGGCUAAAGCGACGGAGGAGAAAGGUUAAGGGCGCAAAAAGCUAUUUCGACAGCUCACCAUGCUUUGUUUUCUAAUCCAAUUAAGCGUGUGCCCUGAAAUCGGUGAUGCGGCGGUUCUGGCCAGUUGACCGCCGUCCGUUGCAACAGCUCCACAUUCCCCAAAAUAUGAACAGACUUGCGUAAAUAUUGCAUGGGCAGUGCAGAUUUAAAUAUAGACUACAUGUAUGUAUAUAGACGCGAUGUAAGUCAGUUGCAGUUGGCAGAAGACAACCAAAAGUAUUAAUCAAGCAAUCCAAACCUAUGUGGAAUAGCCGGUAUUAUGGCUUCCUUGCGCAUAGUUAAUAGAAACAGAUUAGUGUGCCGUGGCUUUGUGGCUCUGACGUUGCUGCUGGUCUUCUUUAAUGAGUUUAUCGUUUAUUACAUGGCCCAGUCCAGUUGGCAGCCAAUCGAUUGCAAACUAGAUAAUUGCACCCGCCUGCUGCUCAUUGCUGAUCCCCAGAUCCUGGGCAACUCCUAUGAUCGCUCCUCGCACAGUCCUUUGGCCAGAUACGAUUCGGAUAGAUAUCUAGCCAAGACCUUCGAGCGAGCCCUGGCCUUCACGCAGCCCCACAUCAUCGUUUUCUUGGGUGAUCUGCUGGACGAGGGUAAUAUAGCCACGGCCCAGGAAUACAAGCAGUAUGUGCAGCGAUUCAGGCGAAUCUAUCAAAACAAGAAGUAUAAAAAACGCGUUCAUGUACCGGGUGACAAUGAUAUUGGAGGCGAGAAUGGGGACUACAUAUCCAACUCGAACCAAAGGCGAUUCGAAAACGAAUUCAUGAGUGAAGACCUCUUUGACUAUGACAAUCACUUGCGAUUCUUCAAGAUAAACCGCAUGCUUCUAGACUUUACCAAUCCGGAUAGGGAUAAUAAUGCCGAUCGGCUAAGGAUUGGUGUGUCGCAUGCCCCGUUGCUUAUUGGCGGUGGACCCUUGCUGAGGGCCAUCAUCAGUGACUUGGAUCCACAUAUCAUUUUCUCGGGCCACUGGCACGAAUCGAGAAUAUUUAUUUACCCCUCCACCAAGGUGAUCAACUUCUAUGAGAACGCUGUAAGGCACUUUGAUCUGAAGGCCCUGAAAGAGCAGGAGCACAGUUAUUUGGAGAUAAUGGUACCCACAUCCUCGUAUCGCAUGGGGAAGUCUAAGAUUGGCAUGGGCUAUGCGGUGUUGGAAAACUACAAUCUGAGCUACACGGUUCUGUGGCAGCCGAAUCGCUUCAUAUUGCUCUUCACUUACGUAUUCUGGGGCCUGUUUGUCAUCUGCGGUGCCGUUGUCUUCAAGAUGAUGACCCGCUGUCCCUUCCGCGUGGCCAAACGACAGACGCUGUACAAUCGUGUCUCGACCAUACCUCAAUUUUAGACUGCAUUUUCCACUCCUCACGGACAAUAAGCUCCAGAUUCUUAAGAGUUGCUUGUAUAUUACAACUCAAAAAAAUGAGAUUAAAAUUUAUUUAUUUUAUAUAUAGACAAGCCGCCAAGAAUUCAAAUAAUAUUGCUUAGUAUUUAUUGAAAUUGAUUGUAAACUAUAAAGUCCAAAAGUGCUAAUUUUAGUUUUGAAUUAGAAAAUAAAUUUAAUCCAUGUCCUCCAACUUUUAA